AUGUCUCAAGAUAGAAAAGCAUUAAAUCUUUUGUUGAACUCACCUGUAACUGACUCUGUUAUAUCUCAUUUGAUCAAGAGGACUGUAGGACUAUUCCCCAAACGUAGUGCUCCAAAGACUCGUCAGAGAUGGAAUGAUAUUCAACGAUUACCCAAACUCAAACAGUUUGUAAAUAAAGUGGUUAGAUUUUCAAAUGCUACAACUCCAACACUACUAAUGACUUCAUGUUAUUUGAGUAAAUUAGGUAAAAUUUUACCACAAGACUCUGUUUGUCUUCCAUCAACAUUCCAUCGUCUUUUCCUUUCAUGCUUAAUCAUUAGUUUUAAAUUUAACAAUGAUUCCUGCCCCACAUUUAAGGAUUGGGUCGAAUAUUCAGAUAAUCUCUUUACUUUAGAGGAUUUAUCAGUGAUGGAGAGACAAAUGUUGCAAAUAUUUGACUAUAAUUUAAAGGUUUCCGAAAGUUUUAUGCAGACCGAUCUUUACUUGUUAGUGGAACCAAUUAAGCAAGACAUUGAAAUCUCAUAUUUUCAUAGAAUGAAAAUGGGUUUAAUUACAAAAAAUAAUAACAUUAGUUCAUAUGAAGACAAAGAAGAUGGUUAUCAUUUCAAUCGUGAGGGUCGCGUUGAUAGCAACAAUUCGUUCCAAAUGUAUGACCUUAAGAGAAACAUGUCCAAUGAUUCCGACUUGAGUUCAAUUACCAUAGGUAAUAAUAAUUUCUCAAACUCAAUUCAUGAGAUUCAAUUGACACCUACAAGAUCAGACAUUUGGUACGACGAGAUGAGAGACCCAUUCUUUUUUUCAGGUUGA
This is a messenger RNA of Naumovozyma castellii, 807 nucleotides long. Its product is annotated as cyclin family protein. The record is from RefSeq and is a predicted model, not a curated record. The transcript has a single exon. NCBI's taxonomy places the organism in Eukaryota, Fungi, Ascomycota, Saccharomycetes, Saccharomycetales, Saccharomycetaceae. The coding region runs from base 1 to 807 and encodes 268 amino acids.